Molecule: messenger RNA, 1713 nt
Organism: Drosophila rhopaloa
Lineage: Eukaryota; Metazoa; Arthropoda; Insecta; Diptera; Drosophilidae
Product: trichohyalin-like
Exons: 5
Coding region: 1-1713 (570 amino acids)
Source: RefSeq, a predicted model, not a curated record
AUGAACACGUGCAAGGGGCAGGAAUUGUACAAAGAUCCUGAACUUCGCAACCGGACUAUUCCGGAGUACCGAAAUCCUGAACGGGUUCGGGACGCCGCAGCGCGUACUAUUCGGCGAGAAGACACCGAGGAGCGGCGACAAGAGCAGGUGCAAAAUACUGCUGACCAUGCCACUCGGAGGAACAAUCCCGAAUUUCGAAUUUCAGAGCGGAUUCGGGACGCCGCAGCACGAGCUGCUCAUCGCGAGGACCCAGAGGAACGUGCAAGGGAACAGGAAAGGAACACUGGAGAGCACCGACAGCGACGAAGGGAUAUGGAAGACAGGCAGCGAGAACGGGAAAGGGACGCCGAUAACAGGAGAGCAACCAGGAGAAAUCCCAUCGCUAGAUCACAGGAGCAACGGAUAAACACAUCACAACGCCGGGAAACACGACAACAGCGGAGGAUUCGGGAAGAACAAAUUCGGCAAAUGGCAGAGGAUCGAUUAUUAAACUUUAGGAUGGACUCACAAAAUCGACUGGAUGCCUCCCAAAGGCAGUCGCAAAGAAACAUGGACGCAAGAGCUCAACUUUCGGAGGAUGAACUGGCACGGGAACGAGGACAACAGCGAAAUAGGAUUCGAUCAUCAGCGAGGGAUCUGUACCACAGGAACAUUAAGGAAGGCCCAACGGCUAUUUGUAUUUGCUGUGGAGGAACAUGGUUCCGUUCGCAGUACCGAAAUCCUGAACGGGUACGGGACGCCGCAGCGCGUGCUAUUCGUCGAGAGGUCACUGAGGAGCGGCGACAAGAGCAGGUGCAAAAUACUGCUGACCAUGCCUCUCGGAGGAACAAUCCCGAAUAUCGAAUUUCAGAGCGAAUUCGGGACGCCGCAGCACGAGCUGCUCAUCGCGAGGACCCAGAGGAACGUGCAAGGGAACAGGAAAGGAACACUGGAGAGCACCGACAGCGACGAAGGGAUGUGGAAGACAGGCAGCGAGAACGGGAAAGGGACGCCGAUAACAGGAGAGCAACCAGGAGAAAUCCCAUCGCUAGAUCACAGGAGCAACGGAUAAACACAUCACAACGCCGGGAAACACGACAACAGCGGAGGAUUCGGGAAGAACAAAUUCGGCAAAUGGCAGAGGAUCGAUUAUUAAACUUUAGGAUGGACUCACAAAAUCGACUUGAUGCCUCCCAAAGGCAGUCGCCAAGAAACAUGGACGCAAGAGCUCAACUUUCGGAGGAUGAACUGGAACAGGAACGAGGACAACAUCGAAAUAGGAUUCGAUCAUCAGCGAGGGAUCUGUACCACAGGAACAUUAAGGAAGGCCCAACGGCUGUUUGUAUUUGCUGUGGAGGAACAUGGUUCCGUUCGCAGCGGCACAGCGUCAACCUCCUACCGACGGCUUUGGUGCGUUUAGAGACCGGGAGUCGGGUCUUCGACACUGCGGCGCUUAUUGACCCGUGCACGCCUAUGAGCUGCAUCGACGCUUCGCUAGCGUCGAGUUUCCGCUUGCCGACCACCAACCUGAGCGACGCUGUAAGGACCCACUUCCGGGACAUUACGCUGGCUGAUGAGCGGUUCUAUCUCCCCGCGACAAUCUCCAUCAUCCUGGGCGCGGAUAUGUAUCCGAACGUGAUGCGGCCGGGAUUCCUGAAACUUCAAGAUGGACUGCCAGUAGCCCAGAGCACCGUGUUUGGGUGGGUCGUGUCCGGAGCCUGCCACCAGCCGUGA